CGCGCUCCGCCUGCCCCACCCCGGCGGCGCCGCCCGCCCGCGCGUCCCUCGGUCCACCUGCAGCAAGCAGUCCCUCCGACCGUCCGACCCAGAGGCGCCGGCCGAGCCCGAGGCCUGGGCUCUUGCUCCCUGGCGGAGGGAUCCGCGGCGGCUGAGGAGGCGGCGCUGAGCCUAGAAGGAAGAGGCAGCUACCGCGGUGGCGGCGGCGGCGGCUCGGGCGGCAGCGCAUAAAGGGGCCGCCGCCGGGUGAUGCGGUGACCCCUGCGGCAGGCUCAGGAGCCGAGUGGGCCACGGCCCCAAGUCCGUCCCGCCGGACCCGCGCUCCGGAACUCCCCAUCUUCUCCGGCCGACCCGCGAUCACCGAGGCGGCCUCGCGCCCCCUCGUCCCUUCCCCGUCCCUCCCCUGCCCCUGUUCCCGCCCCGGGGGCCGCCUCCACCUGCCUCCCACGAUGGCUCUGAAGAGAAUCCACAAGGAAUUGAACGACCUGGCGCGGGACCCCCCAGCACAGUGUUCAGCAGGUCCCGUUGGAGAUGAUAGUCAUUGGGAUAGAAAUUGUAAACUAUUUUAGAGAAGAAUCUGGUGAGAGGCUUGUGGAGGUUCCGGAAGUGGACUCAUUCUCAGUGUUCCAUUGGCAAGCUACAAUAAUGGGGCCAAAUGACAGUCCCUAUCAGGGUGGAGUAUUUUUCUUGACAAUUCAUUUCCCAACAGAUUACCCCUUCAAACCACCUAAGGUUGCAUUUACAACAAGAAUUUAUCAUCCAAAUAUUAACAGUAAUGGCAGCAUUUGUCUUGAUAUUCUACGGUCACAGUGGUCUCCAGCACUAACUAUUUCAAAAGUACUUUUGUCCAUCUGUUCUCUGUUGUGUGAUCCCAAUCCAGAUGAUCCUUUAGUGCCUGAGAUUGCUCGGAUCUACAAAACAGAUAGAGAAAAGUACAACAGAAUAGCUCGGGAAUGGACUCAGAAGUAUGCGAUGUAAUUAAAGAAAUUAUUGGAUAACCUCUACAAAUAAAGAUAGGGGAACUCUGAAAGAGAAAGUCCUUUUGAUUUCCAUUUGACUGCUUUCUAUGAGCCCACGCCUCAUCUUCCCCUGUGCACAUGUUUACCUGAUACAGCAGUGCUGCGUGUUGUACAUACUUGGAACAACAAACUAGAAAUACUGUACUUCUGUACCAACAUUGCCUCCUAGCAGAGAGUGUGUGUGUGACAAGCCAGUUCUCCAGGCAUAACCUAGGUGUGAGACUAAAAGCUUUCCUUAUUGACUUAAAUUUGGAUAACGGCAGAGUGAGGGGUGGUGGGUAUGUUGUGUGCUUGGAUGGGGAAGAAAAGCUCCACUGACCUGUAGGAGAUUGUUUUUUAAGUGAAAUCCCAUUAAACUCAAAACAGUUAUGAAAAGCAAGGCCAAGAACAUGAAGCUGUUUCUGUAUUCGUUUUAUUCCGAAGGACUUAACGUCUUAGGUGAAAGUUAUGACCAAUCAGAUUAAACUCUACCUACAUCCUGUAUUUUAAGGUCUAAGUUUAACUGGUCAACAUUUAAAUGGAUUGGAGCUAUUAGUAAGUAAAGUGUGAUGGGCUUUGUUUCCAACUCUUUUACAUCUCCCCACCCUUCAACCUUCGUCCUUCAGCCCCUCUUUCUCUCUUCCAUAUUCUUUGGUUUGUAUGUGGUUUCUCAGUUAAUACAUAGCUAAUAGCUCUUAUUUUUCUUAUGUUUUUAACUGCUUAGGUCUAUCUGGAUGUAAGGGUGAAAAUUCAUUCGAUGGAAAUACUUGUGUAUAUUUAAAGACCCAAUUGCUCCUCUGGAGCCUGUACGUUCAAGAAUGAUUAAUCUGUGUAAUAAACUGAUUACUACAGUCAUUACAUAUAAUUUUGUGUGAAUAGGCUUUUUGAUUUUAAGAAUUUUGUCUAGUUGAGAUUAGUGGUGGAUUUUUUCCCACCCCUAAAAUGUUUUCAUUUAUACUGGUUGCAUUUCAAAAUCAUGAAACAAUUCAGUUUACAUAGUAAAAAGGAUAUCUUGAAAGUAAUUUUACUGAACAAGAUAAACGCAUAAGCUUAAAAGAAUUUUCAUGAAAUAUAUAUGUGCAGUAUUCCAGGAACAUGACUGUUAAACUAAAUAAGAAAUUUGCUUUAUUAUUGAAACUAAGCUGCAUUUCACUGAAACCUUGUGACAUUCCUUUGGUACAUAGGACAUAAAACAAAGGCAUUGCUAUUUGGUAAGUUCAGCUUCUGUGAUUGUGAUUGUAAAAACAACAUUGACCAAACCUGGGAAACAUGAGCACAAUCUUGUAUUGGAGAGUCUACAUAAUUACUUUGCACUAACAUUGCAGGAUGUUCAUCCAAUUUUAAAUUGUACUGUAUGUGGCUUUUUGGUCUUCCCUUGACGCUAGUAAAAUGUAGUUUGAAACUUGUAAACAGCUGUGUUUGCCAGAAACAUCGUUCCUGUGAACUAGGCAAGUUACUUUUUUUCCCCCUACUUCUCCUAAUCUAAUUGUAAACCAGGCCAGCCUGAAAGCAAUGGCUGAUGCUCUCUAGCCGUCAGGUUCUUUCAAAUGCAUCUUUACACUCUUGCACAAAAAUUGAGGAAUAAAUGUCCACUGCUUUUGGUUUUAAA
Molecule: messenger RNA, 2607 nt
Organism: Lagenorhynchus albirostris (white-beaked dolphin)
Lineage: Eukaryota; Metazoa; Chordata; Mammalia; Artiodactyla; Delphinidae
Gene: UBE2D2
Product: ubiquitin conjugating enzyme E2 D2
Exons: 8
Coding region: 532-978 (148 amino acids)
Biological process (GO): protein K48-linked ubiquitination; ubiquitin-dependent protein catabolic process
Cellular component (GO): nucleus
Molecular function (GO): ubiquitin conjugating enzyme activity
Source: RefSeq, a predicted model, not a curated record